This is a messenger RNA of Cynoglossus semilaevis (tongue sole), 4690 nucleotides long. RefSeq names its product iron-responsive element binding protein 2 (gene ireb2). The coding region runs from base 125 to 3046 and encodes 973 amino acids. Lineage: Eukaryota; Metazoa; Chordata; Actinopteri; Pleuronectiformes; Cynoglossidae. The transcript has 22 exons. The record is from RefSeq and is a predicted model, not a curated record.
UUUUAUUUUGUCAGUAAUUUUGUAGUGACAAUGGGCGUGGUUUCACAUCCCUACCCUGUGAUUGGUCGACUCAGCUCUCACUGCGCUGUCCUGAGGACGGGUCGUGUUGAUUUCAGGAGUCAUCAUGGCGCUUACUUCCCUAGUCAAAGAGCACCAGUAUCACCAUCUAAUAGACUCACUGAAUGAUGGCAGUGUCAAGUACUUUAAUCCACAGAAGUUAAAUGAUCCACGAUAUGAAAAGCUGCCUCUGUCCAUCCGUGUCUUACUGGAGGCAGCGAUCCGUAACUGUGAUGGCGUUUACACAAAAACAGAAGAUGUGGAGAAGCUCUUGGACUGGCAGCAGCAACAGAAUAAAACCGACGUGCCGUUCUUCCCAGCCAGAGUCCUCCUCCAGGACUUCACUGGUAUUCCUGCCAUGGUGGACCUGGCAGCCAUGAGGGACGCUGUUGCCAAACAUGGUGUGAACCCAAGCCUGGUCAACCCUAAGUGCCCUACGGACCUCAUCGUAGACCACUCACUACAGAUUGAUUAUAACAAAUGUGCCAUACAGAAUGCCCCAAACCCAGGUGGAGGAGAAGCAUCAAACCAGAGCCAGGGUCCUUCUCGUUCUACUUCCUCUCGGCCUCCAUCCCGGGCAACCUCACAGUGUGGAGGCCAGCGAGGAACGUGUGGUAAAACUGCCUGCAAUGAACUUCCGUCCACUACCAGUCAACCGUCCGGCUCGGUCCAGCAGAUCGAGAACACACCUCUGCUCUGUCCUUUCCACCUAAAGCCUGUGUCAGAAACUGAAACAGCUACAAAAAAUCAGGAAACGGAACUGACUAGAAACAAAGAGAGACUUCAGUUCUUUAAGUGGUGCUCUAAAGCUUUUAAAAAUGUGAACGUCAUUCCUCCUGAUUAUGGAGCAGUCCACCAGGUCAACCUGGAGUAUCUGUCCAGAGUGGUUCAGCUCAGAGAUGGGUUCAUCUACCCUGACAGUGUGGUGGGAACCGACUCGCACACAACCAUGAUCAACGGCCUAGGGAUCCUGGGCUGGGGCGUGGGAGGAAUUGAGUCAGAGGCUGUGAUGUUGGGGCAGCCAGUGUCUCUGACUCUCCCUCAGGUGGUGGGCUGUAAGUUAGUGGGAUCCAUCAACCCUCUGACCACGUCUAUAGACAUCGUCCUUGGCAUCACAAAGCACUUGAGGCAGGCUGGUAUCGCUGGCAAGUUUGUAGAAUUUUUUGGACCAGGUGUCUCCCACCUGUCAGUUCCUGACAGAACCACCAUCGCCAACAUGUGUCCAGAGUACAAUGCUACCAUCAGCUUCUUCCCCAUCGACCAAGUUACACUAAAGCACUUUAGAAAAACAAACUUUGCCCAGGAUAAAGUUGACAUGAUAGAGCAGUACAUGAAGAGUGUGAAACUUUUCCGAAGCUCGGAAGACCAGACAGGAGACCCGCAGUAUUCUGAGGUGAUUGAAAUCAACCUUACCUCCAUGGUUCCCUACGUCAGUGGGCCGAAAAGGCCCCAGGACAGAGUCGCUGUCAGCAGUAUGAAAGAAGACUUUCAGAGUUGUCUUGACGAGAAGGUGGGCUUUAAAGGCUUCCACAUCUCCAAAGACAAGCAGCUGACCCAUGUGCCUUUCCUGCACUGUGGUCAGGAGUAUCAGCUGGCCCACGGCUCUGUGGUCAUCGCUGCUGUUAUCAGCUGCACCAACAACUGCAACCCAACUGUCAUGCUGGCUGCAGGUCUUCUGGCCAAAAAGGCUGUAGAGGCUGGUCUUGUUGUCAAGCCUUACAUCAGGACCAGUCUGGCUCCUGGAAGUGGCAUGGUCACUCACUACCUCAGUGCAAGUGGAGUCCUACCCUACCUCAGCCAACUUGGGUUUGAGGUGAUAGGUUAUGGCUGUGCCACGUGUGUAGGAAACACAGCCCCAUUACCAGAUGCUGUUGUAGAUGCAAUCAAACAGGGGGAUCUUGUGGCCUGCGGCGUGCUGUCCGGCAACAGGCACUUCGAAGGUCGUCUUUGUGACUGCGUGCGUGCUAACUACCUGGCCUCUCCUCCCCUGGUGGUGGCAUAUGCUAUAGCAGGAAAUGUGGACAUCGACUUUGAAAAGGAGCCUUUAGGAGUGACAUCAGAGGGGAAGGAGGUGUACCUUUGUGAUGUCUGGCCGUCCAGAGAGGAGGUGCAACAGAUUGAGGAGGACACGGUCAUUUCGUCCAUUUUUAAGGAUGUAAAGAGCAGGAUGGAGAAAGGGAACACAUUUUGGAACAACAUCGACUGUCCAGACUCUCUACUUUUCCCAUGGGAUCAUAAGUCCACGUAUAUUCGCUCACCAUGUUUUUUCAGUAAAUUGAGUAAAGAAGUUCCUCGACCUCACUCCAUAGAGGGCGCUCAUGCCUUACUCUUCCUCGGCGACAAAGUGACCACAGACCAUAUUUCUCCAGCAGGCAGCAUAGCCAGAGCCAGUGCAGCUGCCAAAUACCUGCUAAGCAAACGUUUGACACCGCGGGAGUUCAACUCCUACGGUGCACGCAGAGGAAACGAUGCAGUGAUGACCAGAGGCACGUUCGCCAGCAUCAAGCUUCAAAAUCGAUUAUACGGCAGAGCGGGUCCCAAGACUUUGCACAUUCCUUCAGGCCAGACACUCGAUGUUUUUGAGGUUGCUGAUCGUUACCAGAGGGAAAGUAUCCCCCUCAUCAUCCUGGCAGGCAAAGACUACGGUUCUGGGAACUCCAGGGACUGGGUGGCUAAAGGACCAUACCUGCUGGGGGUUCGUGCAGUCAUUGCAGAGAGCUUUGAGAAGUUGCACAAAAACCAACUGCUGGGAAUGGGCAUCAUGCCAUUAGAGUUUCUGCCUGGUGAGAACGCCGACUCUCUGGAGCUCAGCGGGAAGGAAAUCUUCACUAUCACUGUGCCGGAAAGCCUGAGUGUGAGACAGCAGCUCACCGUCAAGAUCGACCAGGGAAAGUCAUUUUCGGUCACUGCACAGUUUGACUCUGAAAUAGAUAUAAACCUUUUCCUGCACGGGGGGCUCCUCAAAUACGUUGCUCGGACUUUCCUCUGAAGCCGUCCGCAGCCGGCCCGAAACAUUUCCAGUGUACAUUAGGGUCAUGAACUGCGGCCCUCACCCUAUUAUCACCCCCUCCGUCUUCAGCAUCGAUGGAAAUCGACUCACAGGACUGACAUGAAGACUGGUGUUGUGUCUGAUUUAAGCUAAACGUUUCGUCUCCAGACAGUUGAAGUCAUGAGAUUGCAGUCUUCACUGCUUUGCCAUCACUACACAUGGCUGUUUUGUUUUGUAUAUGUAUUAAAAACAGCCUUACUCCUCCCUCCAAAAGUCUGACACAACAGAUGCAGGACAGAACUGCUGACAUGCAAUCAAUAAAGGGAUUGUAACCUGACACAGCCUUCAAACCUAACUUCUUUGUUGUCAUUGUUGUUGUUGGAGACUAAAACUGUGACCAGCUGGAACCAAGUCUGUUUCUGUUCCGUCACAUUAAAAUCAAUCUGCCACAAAAGGCUGGGAUAAAACUACGAUGUGAAAGUGAAUGUUGAGGAUGCAAACAAACAAACAAAAAACUGUCCUUCCAUGUUACUGGGUCAAAAGGUCACACAACAUUUAAAUAGCUUCUUUUUUUUUUUUUUAAAGACAGAAGAGGAAGCGUUAUCAAACAUGACUUACCAUAACAGUAAAACAAAUGUGAAAAUUAUUUUACUGAUAAUUCAUUCAAAGAAGUCCAGGCUCAAACAUAAUACUCCUCUCAGUAAAAAGGAUUACAAAAAACUUCACUCAUGUUUCAAGUACUUACUUAUUAUUUAGCCAAAUCAGUCAUAAACAUGAGUGAAGUGACAGUAAGGAUUUAAAAAUCCUGUGGACAACUGACCUUCAUGACCUUUGACAUUGUGACCUACGGAAGUCGUUUUGGGAUAGUAUCACAUCCAUGUCAGUGUGUCCAAAGUGCAAAACUUCAGUCUGUUUGAUUUACAGAAGCAACACUGAAUUCAGUCCAAAUGGCUGAACUCCUGCUGUAGGACAUGGUGCUCUUUGGAGUAACACUGUGUAUUUGUCCAGAGACAACAUAGCUGCAGCAAUCACCGUAACCUCGGUACAGUGUUUCGCCUACACUUGCUGGGAUGAUUUUCCACCUGUUUGUGAGGGGGGAGAACUGGGUCUCCCCCCUCACAAACAGGCCUUUCAACUUCAAAGACAGAUCCAGAUGCUAAUAGUUUUAAAGAGGGAAUCAGUUUAGUUCCAAAAGAUCAUCGACUUUCUGUUGAAUUUCAAAAGUUUUUUUUUUUUUUUAAAUCCUUGGAUUGGUUUUACUGAGGGUUUGUUGUUUUUAUGUUGUUUGUGCACAAAACUACCUUGACUCAGUAUAGCACUUUGGUUUCUUAAUCAGUUAAUCGUGUAAAUGUCACAGCAUCUACUGUCUGAAUGGUGUUAAGUUCAUGCAUUUAUUUAGCUUAAGAAACCUAAAGUGUGUGUUGGCUGUGUUAAUGAGUCCUUCAUGAACUCGUUUCUAUAACAUGUUUGUUCAUCACCAUAUGAAGCUGUUGGAAAACCUUUUUUUUUUAAUAUGCUAAGAUUGACAUAUUUUCCUUUGUCCAUACUGCCAUAAUAACCUGAAGCUAAAACUGUCGUGAUGAUGUCUGUUGUUCACGUGCCUCGUGUGCAGAGAAUAAAGUUUGUAUACUGCUUCAUAUCGCA